Molecule: messenger RNA, 669 nt
Organism: Rubroshorea leprosula
Lineage: Eukaryota; Viridiplantae; Streptophyta; Magnoliopsida; Malvales; Dipterocarpaceae
Source: the annotation of a GenBank genome assembly
AUAAUCAACUUCGGUGCUUUAAAUUUAUCCAAUUAUGAUUUAAGUUUUUUUGAGUCUACACGUAGAGGAGAAAAACUUGGAAAGUUCUUCAGAGUCGAGCAAACUCAGCUAUUGCUUCAUCUUUAGUCCAUGGAAGUAAUAAUCAGCAACCCCAAUGCACCAAUGAGAAUAUACUGCAAUGGUAACUGAUCUGGAGACGUGAACUGCAUGAAUGGGAAGCAGUGGCAAGGGAACAAUUACUGCAAGGCUUGGACUCGGUCAAGUUACAGCAAGGAGCUAAAGACAGCUGGAAAAAAGAAUGCUGACAAUUGCUGGGAGGCAUUCGUGAAGCAUGCAGAUUCUCCACCAUAUCCAAGUAUGAAGAAGGGAUGUGAAGCUAUUUGGUUCUCACUGGUAUGCACAGUAUGGCUAACCAGGAAUGGAAAGCUGUUUAACAAAGAGGAGGCUGAUACUGCAAGGAUGUUUGAUUUAAUUCAAACAAGAGCCUUCCUGUGGGUAGGGAACAGAGGAAAAGGCAAGAAUUGCUUAUUUUCAGAUUGGAUUAUUAACCCCAACUUGUGCAGAUUUUAAUUUGCCUCUUUUUGUUAGUGGGGUUUGUAUUUUGUACUAAAAUGUUUUAAGGGUUUGAGUAUCCCUCAUGCUCACUACUAAUAAAAUUUUUUGCCUUUC